GACUGAUAGACAGUUUUUAUCUGUAAAACAAAGACAAGCUUAAUGGUUCUGCUGCCACGACCCUGAGAGAAGCUGAAUGGUUUAGAGUUUGACCCACAAUGGAGGAGCCCAGAUCUGACAACUCAGAGGAUAUUUAUGGUGAGGAAGACGAGGGCCCUCCUUCAGCAUACACUGACUGUGAGGCUGACUAUCAAAAGGCUGCUACAGAUGAUGAAGAUUCAUUUGUGGAUCUUUACUGUGAAGAAGAAAAGGACCCAGGAUCAACAACAUGUGCCGACUGUGAAGCUGAUUAUCAUGAAACGGGUACAGAUGGUAAAGCUGUUUGCCGUCAUGUUAAGACAACACAGUAUAAGACCAGCCAUGAGUUAAUUUCUCAGCCUCUGGAGACUCCUGCUGGUGAAAUGGAGAACCACAUUGUGAUCAACUGCAGGGAGGAAGAAACGUUACAAGAGACAACAGAGACAAAUGACUCGACAGAAAUCAGUGAUCUCCCUGGAAAACCAAACCUUGAGGAAGAAAGGAAAACGCAAAAGACCAACCUUGAGAGGCUUUUGGAAGAUUUGGGCUUGGAGCAGUACCACAGAGAGAAGUUAUCAUUAAGCAAAAUACUUGGGAUUGAUGAGAAGACGAUCACUGAUGACCUGGGCGACUGUAAAUCAAAUAUCCUGUUGAAUUUUCUCAAGAAAUUAGUGAUGGUUAAUGUGACUGCUAGGAACGUAAAAGGUGUAUCAUGUGACUUGAGUAAUGAAUCUUCUGAGUCAAACUGUGAUGAUGAAUCAGACAGUACAGAGAGCAAUUUUGAGGACCUGUUUGAGAGCCCAAAUAAGACUGAAACAUUUAAUCCUCUUGAUAUAAUGACUGCUCUCCUUUUGUGUUCUGAUGGUUUUGUUCAGCAAGAGUUAGCUCUAAAAAUGUCCAUGUGUCAGUUCUCUGUUCCUCUGCUGCUUCCUAACUGUGAUACACAGCAGUGCACCCUCAUGCUGUGGGCCAUGAGAGACAUUGUUAAGAAGUACAGACCUUCAGAUCUUUCAGAAUCAAAAGGCUUCAUAGAAGAGAGAAUAGUUCUUUCUGAACUUCCAAUGAUCUCAUUUGUGAGACUGGGUGAGUGCUCUCUGUCCAAAUCAGAGAUCCUCAAUAAACUUUUGAGUAACUCUGAGCAAUACCAUGACACCUUUGUUCACCACAACAUGGAGUCUGGAGACAUUCAGAGAAGAAUAUCCAAUGGACUGACUGAAAUGACCUGGUACCUUCCCUGUGGAAACAAAAACAUGGACAUCUUUAGUGAACCAGUUGCUAUAGCUAACCUUCGUGGAGACAUUGCUUCAUUUGAAACUCAAUUCUCCUUUUUGUGUCAAACAUCUGCUGCUGUUUUUGUUUUCUUUGACCAGCUGGACUCUGAGUGUGAACUGCUGAUGAACAAAAGCCAUAAAGCUCAAAUCUUCUUAGUGGGAAACCAACAGAACAAGAGCCUUACUCCAGAUGUUCUGAAGAAACUAGCAACCAGGCUGAACUUGAGUAAAAACAAUAUAAUUAUAAAAACUAACAAAACAAAUGAUGCAGACUUUGUCAAAUCUUUGAAGAAAACAGUGAGCAGUGUACUUACCAACCCACGGUUAAAGAUGUCAGUAGAGCAGAUGGCUGAAGUUGCUCAUGAAUUGGGAAUUCCAGUUGAUGAAGAUUCUCCAGAGUGCCAGGAUGGAAAGAAAAAUGCAGAUGCCAUCACUGCAGAGAUAAAAGAUACUUUUCAAUUCAAAGAAAAUCAGUUUCCUUUGCAAGGUCAAAUAUGGAAGGAACUGACAUUUUUGGAAAAGGAAGAAUUUCGUCUCCGAAAAGUUGGUUCUGAAAAUAUAGAAAACUAUAAGAGCAAUCUUAAAAAGAAAAGAGAAGAGCAACGUAAAAAACAAAAUUCCUAUGCAAUGUCAAGUGUAAUGUCAUGCUUCAUUAGGGCAAUAUCCAGCCCACAUAGAGAAAGGUGUUACUUUCUAAAAUGGAUGAGAAUGAACCUCGACAACUUGUCUCGAACAGAACUUUCUGGCCUUAGGGAACUUUACAAGGAAAAAUGCAAAGAUUCUGAAAACAAACAAGAGAUCAAAGAAAUUGACCAACAACUUUCCAGCAGCUCACUGGGAGUUGAGCACUUCUUCCGUGAAAUGGGUCAGAUCUAUGAAGCUUCUCUUUACCUUCCAGAAACAGAUCCAUCACGUCAACAGCUGCAACAUCUGCCCAAACUCUGUGCUCAGUUGUUGCUGGAUGGAUUUCCUCUUGAGCUUGUAGAUGGAGAUGCUUCCAACAUUCCUCUCGGAUGGGUGAGUGAUGUUCUGUCUCAGCUCAAUGACUUGGUGUCUCCAAAGAACAAGAUCCUGGUCGUCACAGUUCUUGGAGUUCAGAGCACAGGGAAGUCCACUCUCCUUAACACCAUGUUUGGAGUUCAGUUUGCAGUCAGCAGUGGUCGAUGCACUAGAGGUGCCUUCAUGCUGCUCAUCAAAGUCAAUGAAGACUUCAAGAAAGUUCUCAACUGUGACUUCAUGAUGAUCAUCGACACUGAAGGCUUAAAGUCACCAGAGCUAGCACAGCUGGACAACAGCCAUGAGCAUGACAAUGAGCUGGCAACACUUGUUGUUGGUCUGAGUGACAUCACCAUUAUCAAUAUUGCAAUGGAGAAUUCAACAGAGAUGAAAGACAUCCUGCAGAUAGUGGUGCAUGCUUUCCUCAGGAUGAAGGAGGUCGGCAAAAAGCCUCAAUGUCAGUUUGUUCACCAGAACGUUUCUGAUGUUUCAGCUCAUGAGAAGAACCUGAGAGACAGGAAGCUGCUGUUAGAACAGCUGAAUGAGAUGACCCAGGCAGCAGCUAAAAUGGAGAAGAAAGAGGAAAACAAGAGCUUCACUGAUGUGAUGGAGUAUAAUCCAGACACUGGGAACUGCUACAUUCCUGGACUCUGGAAUGGAAACCCACCAAUGGCUCCAGUCAAUGCAGGAUACAGUGAGACUGUCUAUGAACUCAAGAAAAACAUCAUCCAACAGCUGGGAAAGUGUGAGUCAACUUCUAAUAACAUCUUGGAGUUCAGAGAGUGGAUAACCAGCCUGUGGAACGCAGUAAAACAUGAAAACUUCAUCUUCAGCUUCAGAAACAGCCUGGUGGCUGAUGCUUACAUGAGGCUCUGCACAGAGUACAACCAAUGGGAGUGGGAGUUCAAAAAGGAAAUGUACAAAUGGGUUACCACAGCAGAAACAAGAAUUUCCAAUUUUGGUACAGCUGCUGCAAAAUCUAAACUAUCUGACAUGAAUGAAUUCAUGACCGAGUUGAAAAGUGAAGCAUUCACAGAGCUGACCAAGUGGGAGACAAAGAUUCUUGACAAUCUGAAGAAAUACUUUGAGCAGCCAGAAGGUCAUGUUUAUCUGAUUGAAGGAUACAGAGAGGAUUUCUCCAACAGCAUAAAGAGUCUUCGACGACAAACUGAAAGAUCAGUGUUCAACCAGAUCACAACAACAGCUGACAUUAAAGAGGGAUUGAAAGAACUCGACAAAAUCAGGGCCACUUAUACAGAAAAAAUUGAGAAAGCAGUUUGUGAUUUAAUUGAUAAAUGUCGUAAGAAAAAAGUUAAAAUGACUGACAGAGAGCUUGAUGAAAAUUUUGAUAAGAUGUGGACUGAAACACUGGAAACCUUGGCCUUCUCCGAACAGCAGACUUCAAAUAUCUUCACCAGUGUGUCCCAUCAGUUACAAACAAAUCUUUCUCCUAAGGGAAGCCAUGCAUGUGAACUGCUGAGUAAAAAAAACCUCAAAGACUGUGGACUGGAGCCUUUUACAUACAAACCCAAAGGACGGAGAGAAAAAAUCAAACACAAACUAACAGGAUGGUGGAACUCUACAGAUCCUAUAAAGGCCAGGCAAGAAACCGCUGACAGCAUCAUAUCCUCCUGCAAUGAUUGUAUUAGUGAUAAAAUCAAGAGAAAAACUAAUUAUCAUGACACUUACAUCCAGGAGAUUCUUCACAUCAUUGAUGAGAAGCUGAGCAAUGCUAAGGUUGACACUGACAUAGAGUUUGAGGUGUCUCUGAAACAACACAUCUGUGGAUCUGCAGCCAGGGAGUUUCAGAAGAUGCAUGAAGACUUUAUACAAGAAAAUGAUCCUUAUAAAUGUCUGCAGAAAAACAAAAACAAAUUUUGUACAGGUUUCAAAGAUGUGUUCUACAAACGAGACCAAUGCCAGAAGAAAGCUGAAGAAUUCACUAAUCAGUGUCUGAAACCUGCUGUGGAAGAUUUCAUCUAUCGUUCCUUGGGCCUCAACAUAAUCGAUGAAAUGCUGACAGGAGAAGAGUUCAGCACACGAAUGUCUUUUCAAUAUUCUGUUUUAAUGGAUCUUGUUUCAAGGAAUGAUUUUGAACGUUAUCUUUACUACAUCUGUUCCUAUGAAGAUUAUUUAAAAUCCCAGAUAUCUGACAGAAUAAAGAAGCAUUUUUCUGAUGGGUCUAUUCUAGGUGAAAUUGAAGACAGACAUCUCGAGUCGAGUAUUAGCAGCAUCAAUGGUGCCAUCAAAAAGACCAUAGCAACUGACAGCCUGAAGACAUUUGUUGAAGAGAUCUGCAAAGAACUUGGUGACAAACUGGUGAUUUCCCAGAAUGCUCUUGGUGCCUUCCUGGUCCUAAACAAUGCUGAUCAGAAACAGUUCGCUCACUGGCUCACAGUGUCUGUGAAGGACAUGGCAGAAGCUCUGAGGACAGAUAUUCAGAACAGACCCUUUGAAAUCAAACUCAGUCAUCUCCAUGUGAGUCUCUGGUAG
Molecule: messenger RNA, 4778 nt
Organism: Xiphophorus hellerii (green swordtail)
Lineage: Eukaryota; Metazoa; Chordata; Actinopteri; Cyprinodontiformes; Poeciliidae
Product: up-regulator of cell proliferation-like
Exons: 7
Coding region: 99-4778 (1559 amino acids)
Molecular function (GO): GTP binding
Source: RefSeq, a predicted model, not a curated record